Messenger RNA from Aspergillus pseudonomiae, 1584 nucleotides. Its product is annotated as Tannase/feruloyl esterase. NCBI's taxonomy places the organism in Eukaryota, Fungi, Ascomycota, Eurotiomycetes, Eurotiales, Aspergillaceae. The transcript is spliced from 2 exons. Bases 1 to 1584 code for a protein of 527 amino acids. The record is from RefSeq and is a predicted model, not a curated record.
AUGAGAGCUCUGUUUAUAACCUACGUACUUGCGACCCUAGAAGUCGUUAAGGGCAUACCGCUGGAGCGCAAACAUAAAGUUGAUUGUGCAAAUCUCGCUGGAACUUUUGUGAAUAAUGCGGCACUUAUCCAUCACGCACAGAGUGUGCCUAUAGGAGGUCUCACUUUAUCUGAUGACGGAAAUUCGGUCCAAAAUCAGGUUCCCCUCUGCCAUGUUCAAGGAACCAUUGACUACAUAGCUGGUGGGGAUGCUACCCCAGACCCACGCCGGAAUAACACCCUUACCUGGGAGCUAUACCUUCCGGACGAGCCCUAUUACAAUGGACGUUUCCUUGCCGUAGGGAACGGUGGCUUCGCAGGUGAUAUUGAUAAUACCACUAUGCUCACAAACCUGAAUUCCGGCUUUGCUGUAGCAGGUUGUGACAGUGGACAUCCAGUAUCAGAAAGUGAACAUAGUGGACCUGACGACUCUGUACCAUUCUUAGAUGAUAUCGCAAAAGUGAAAUCCUGGAUCCACAAUUCAAUUGCCAUGACCACCAACGUUACUCGGACCAUCACUGCCAAGUAUUAUGCUGAGCGGCCCACGUACAGCUAUUUUUGGGGCUGUUCAACUGGCGGUGCGCAGGGUUACGCGCUUGCGCAAUACCACCCUACCCUAUUCGAUGGCAUCUAUGCUGGUAGUCCGGGAAAUUGGUACAGUCAUUUGAUACUAAGCUUUCUAUGGAAUGGACUGCAUGCGACAGGGAAGGGAUUCAUGAGCCAAGAUGUUUUGAAUUUUAUCACUAACAGAACAGUGGCUGCCUGCGAUGAGCUGGAUGGUGUCAAAGACGGCUUAAUUGAGAACCCGUUGAGGUGUCACUUCGAUAUCAAGACACUGGAGUGCCAACCCAGCCAGACUCCCAUUGUCAAUGAUGAGACUCUCUGCUUGACUACAGCACAGAUCCAAACCGCGCUCCAGGUUUAUUCCGGCCCGAAAGACCAACGGACAGGGAAGCAGAUCUAUCCUGGCUUUGACUUAGGCUCAGAAACCGGUUGGCUGGCUCAAGAAACAUCUUUGUAUUCCUCAUAUGCGGCUCCGAUUCUUCGACAGCUAGUAUUCAAGGACAGGACCUAUAACGUUACAUCGUUUAACUGGGGCUCUGACGUUGAUUAUCUAGACCACACCACAUCACCGGCCAUCGACGAGAUUUCUCCAGAUCUGUCGGCAUUCAGUCAGCGAGGAGGCAAGCUGAUCACGGUUCAAGGAUGGGCAGAUCAGUACAAUGCCGCUACCUGGCCGAUCGAGCAUUUGAAACGGAUCCAGUCGACGGUCCAAGGGCAACAUGCCUCUGAUUUUAUCCGAUUGUUCAUGGUUCCUGGCGGUGGACAUUGUGGGGCCAAUCCAGCGUACAGUCAUGUACCAGCCACUUACCAUGUUCUUGAUGCUUUGUUGCCGUGGGUGGAAGAUGGGAUUGGUCCCGAAGAAAUUGUGAGCUCUACGCCUCCUAACGGGUCAAAUACAACUAGGAAGCUGUGUGUAUGGCCGAAGGAGGCGAGAAUUCUCAAUGGAAGCGUAAGCGACUGGAAGAGCUACAAGUGUGCUUAG